Ictalurus furcatus (blue catfish) is the source of this 1420-nucleotide messenger RNA. It is a transcript of the gene htr1fb, whose product is annotated as 5-hydroxytryptamine (serotonin) receptor 1Fb. Lineage: Eukaryota; Metazoa; Chordata; Actinopteri; Siluriformes; Ictaluridae. The transcript has a single exon. Gene Ontology annotation, biological process: chemical synaptic transmission; G protein-coupled receptor signaling pathway, coupled to cyclic nucleotide second messenger. Gene Ontology annotation, cellular component: dendrite; plasma membrane. Gene Ontology annotation, molecular function: neurotransmitter receptor activity; G protein-coupled serotonin receptor activity. The record is from RefSeq and is a predicted model, not a curated record. The coding region runs from base 317 to 1420 and encodes 367 amino acids.
ACACCUGAAAGGAAAUGUAAAUAUUCGUCCUUAAACUUUAUUGCAAUAAUGUGUUUUAAGACCAGAAAUUCUCCAGAGACAAUGCAUCAUUUUAGUUCAACUGUCAACAGUGAAAGGACCAUUGAAGGGCUCCUUUAAAGAUGUGCAUUUGCUACUUAUCACAAGAUAAUACUUACAUUUUCUUUCUCCAUAAGAAUGUCAUUUGUUUAGGAAAAAGCCAGUAAAGUGUCUGUAUUAAAAUCGUGUAAUCAUUUGUACCGUAUUUAUUUAUUUAUUCUCUUCCUCAGGUUCCACCAGUUAAUAUUCAUUCGAAAGCAUGGAUCCGAUAAACUGCUCCUUGGUGGAGCUGUCAGAUGAUAUGGAUGCUGGGAUCAGUGGCAGUAAAAUUGUCCUCUGCCUCAUGCUCUCUGUCCUAGCUGUGGCCACCACGGUCAUCAAUUCGCUGGUGAUAACAGCUAUUCUGGUCACUCGCAAGCUCCAUCAGCCAGCCAACUAUUUGAUUUGCUCGUUGGCCGUUACUGAUCUCCUGGUGGCCGCACUGGUAAUGCCAGUCAGCAUCGUCUACAUAGCGGAAGAGAAGUGGGUGCUGGGGCCUGCCAUGUGCCACCUGUGGCUGGGUGUGGACGUUACCUGCUGCACCUGCUCCAUCUUGCAUUUGGCCGCCAUAGCACACGACCGCUACCGUGCCAUCACAGACGCUGUGGCAUACUCACAAAAACGCACAUCUCAGAGAGCAGCUGUGACCAUAGUAGUGGUCUGGGUGAUUUCUGUACUUGUCUCGCUACCUCCUCUCAUGUGGAGGAAGAUGCCUGAAGAAAACGGGGAACAUGGAAUCUCGGAGUGCAUGAUGGAGCAUGACCACGUCGCCUUCACUGUCUACUCAACCUUCGGCGCCUUUUACAUCCCGCUCCUCCUCAUACUGGUGCUCUACUACAAGAUCUACCGGGCAGCACAGACACUGCGCAACCGGCGAGGCAGCAGCCGACUGGUGAAGCAGACGGUCAAUAGUGUCAUCGUGAGUUCAGACAGGGAAGCGCCACCACUCAGUCCAGACACACUCAGUCCCACCGAGAAGUCUUUUUCAGAGCCAUCGACAGAUGGAGAGCGUGUCAGGAUCACGCCCAGCACGGGUAGAGUGUUCAAGAACCGAAGGAAUCCCGCCGCCAGGGAGAGACGAGCGGCCCUCACUCUCGGCCUCAUUCUUGGGGCUUUUGUGAUCUGCUGGCUGCCUUUCUUUCUCAAAGAGGUCAUUGUGAACACAUGCCCUUCUUGCAGUACGUCAGCUCUGCUUGCAGACUUCCUUACCUGGCUGGGAUAUCUGAAUUCCCUCAUCAACCCACUUAUAUACACCAUAUUCAAUGAGGACUUUAAGAAAGCCUUUCAGAAACUCAUCCCUUUGUGUUGUACCCAGUACAGGUGA